GAUUAUAUGCAGAAUGUUAGAUAUUGAGUGGGUGUAUUUUGGUAAAAUGUGUGAUAUAAAGUGGUUUUGUUUUGUGUUAAGUUGAAGUUUAAUUUAUUUUAGACAUGUAUAACUUUUAGUUUACUCAGAGACAUAAAGUUUGUUUAGAAUAGUAACAGCGUCUGCAAGCCACACUCAAUCGAGGCUGAUGCCUUCUCUGGCCUUUUACCCUCAUCAAAAGCCCACUUUCAGUAGGGCUGGUGAUUCAGGGCUUGGCCUGUAUGUGUGUUCGUCAUGGUGUCUACUCAAGGAGAGAUUAGAAUUGGACCGUCUCAUCAGGCACGUCUCCCAGAAUAUCGCACCACAGUAAGCAGUGCAGGUGAUCCGGAGUUGAGCAAAGAACGAGAGGAGCUAAGAUGGCUGCCGGCCAUGGCACUAGACGGAGACCUGCUCAUGUACUUGCGCGCAGCUCGAUCUAUGGCUGCGUUUGCGGGCAUGUGUGACGGCGGGUCUGCGGACGACGGCUGUGUGGCCGCCAGCAGAGACGAUACCACCAUCAACGCUCUUGAUGUUCUUCACGAUUCAGGUUACGACCCAGGAAAAGCUUUACAAGCACUAGUCAAGUGUCCUGUUCCCAAAGGAAUUGAUAAAAAGUGGUGCGAAGAAGAAACGAAACGCUUUGUGAAAGGAUUACGGCAGUUCGGCAAGAACUUCUUUCGGAUUCGAAAAGACCUGCUGCCUCACAAAGACACUUCAGAGUUAGUGGAGUUCUACUACCUGUGGAAAAAGACUCCCGGUGCUACCAACAACCGGCCGCACCGGCGCAGACGCCAAGGUUCUCUCCGGCGCAACCGGAACACACGUCAGACCCGCGGCGGUACACCUCAUAAUAACAGUCCCUCAUCUCAGGACACAAACGCUACCGGUGGAUCCAGACCCUCACCUAAUCCAAAGGAGCAAGGAGAAGGCAGCUCGGGUAGUGAAGAGGAGAAUUCAGAAGACGAUUCAGACUCCAGAGAUCAAAGCAUUAACCGCUGCCAGCACUGCUUCGCCACCAGUUCAAGGGAGCUGGCCGUCUGUGGCCCCAAAAACCCUACCCUGGUGUGUGAGCAGUGUCGCCAACACUAUACAAAGAACGGAUCACUGCCCAAAGAACGGUCGGAUGCGCCUUACCUGUUCCGGCCCGUGCAGACAGACUCUCCCGACGGCUCUCCUGGCCGAAUGAGGACCCGCAACAAGGCUAAGGAAACUCCGACCAAGGGCACGGGCGCUUGUGGCAGACCCAAACGCAGCAGUGGCAGUAACACUCCGGACCCGGAGGUGGACAAGAAGUCCGGCGGCAGUAGCUCGGGACAGAGAAGCAACUCACCCGGCGGGGCUAAGAAACGGUUGUGUGUUGACAAAAUAAAAACGGAGUCAUCAAGUAAGCCUCGGAAGCGGCCUCCCACCGAGGCGGAGGGCGAGGAGGAGACAAAGCGCAAGAGAGAGCGACCAGACAGUCCCUCGGAGAGUGUGACCUCGGACAGCGGAUCUGUGGUGGACGAGAGUGAGACUACAGAGCCAGCUAACCUGGACUUGGGCGAGAGUAACCCUCCGUGUGAGACUGCGGCAGACGACAAUAUGCCAGCUGGCACAGUCAAGGAGGAGGAGGACGCGCCUCCACCACCCUCCCCACUCUCAGAAAACUCUCAACUACCUGUUUUCAAAGUGGAAGACUGCAACGUUGUAUUCAACGUGGGAGUGCCUAAGAAAGAGCCUUUGGAAACACCGGUUAGUGUCAAAGAAGAGCAAAACAGUGAGUGUAAUCCGACAACAGAAAAUCAGACAUUCAACCAACCCCAACCCCCUUCACCACCAGUGCCAGAAGAGGACGUGAAAAUUAAAAUUCCAGACAUUAAACCUAAAACAGACGACAAUUUCUUUUCAUUAUCGGUUCUCUCGGAUAGAGUCAUCGAUCCACCGGGAUCCGGGCCUCUGCCGAAAGCCUUUGAUGAGAUCCCGAUGCCUGGAAAAUUGAGUGUGAAACGAGAAGGGUUGUUCGAACCUGUGAAAACUGAGAGUGUGAUAGUUCCGAUGAUUGCGCCGGUAGAGAAUUUCGUGCCCAAGGAGGAGAUGAAUGACUCUCCUCCACCGCUUCAGACACCUGCAGAACAGCGGACAAUUACGACACAAUCACAGACUGUGACGAUUAAACCUGAGGCUAAUGAAGACUCCAUGUCAAAUGAGACAUCAGGACCCUCUGCAGCAGACCUCACAGCUCCCACUCUCUCACCCCUACCUUUGACUGCCUACGCACCCAACUCUCCGAGACAGCCUCCUCCGGACACUCAUCAUGAUGAUAAGUCUGGCAUUAUCGUCCCAGCAUUCUCUGUUGCUUCAGAAGAAAAACCGACUCUAAACAUACCGUCAGUCCCAUCCGGAUUGUCUGGCCCCAGCCCGUUCUCCUCCUUCUACCAUCCCCAUUUUCAUCCUCAUCAAGGGAAAAUGAACCCUUCGCCGCCUUCGUACUUGGGCUCUGGACCACAAAGUGAACCUCAAAACUUAAAAAUCAAACAAGAAGUUAUUCCUCCAGACUCAAUACAACCCUCUUCUGACCCCUUGCAGUCUCUCAAGGAAGUUAAAGUUCCUGGUUACUCCAGUUCAUCCUCAAUUUCUCAACCACUGAUGCCAACAUCAAUGCCACCAAAUUCCCAAGCAGAUCUGAAUACCACCUCACAGUCCUCUUCUCCCUUUCAAAGUGUUGGUCCCAGUGUGGAUAGUAUAAAGAAAGAGCCGGAAAGUUUCCAUCCGAUUCGAACUAAUACACCUAGCAAAAGUCCUUCUGUCAAGCCGAUAGAAACCACUCCCAUAGCUUCUCCCGCUCCUCGGUCUUCCUCCACUCACACCCCUCCUUUCCCCCCUCCACCUCCUCCGGUAUCACACAGUGCGACAAAUCUCAUCGCUCCGUCACCCACUUCAGGGAACCCUCCGAGUUCACUUCCUCAGCCGAUGCAUCCUUCACAGCAACCUUCCCCUCUGAGUAGAGUCUCCCCCGGCCAUCUAGCUCAUCCUCACGCCUUUGUUCCUGCCAUGCCUCAUCCCCAUCACGCUCUUAUUCACCACCCACUGUUUGCCGCCGCAGCAGCUCACGCGGCCGCAGUACACCACAGUCCGUAUCACCCGCAUCACCCCUACGGAUAUCCACCGUACCCCUUCUCCUAUGGACCCUACCCCAUCCCGCAGCCCGUGCCUCCUCCCCAGAAGAGGGACAGUCUCGAGACGACCAUGAUGACGUCUCAUCACUCCAGUGUGACUACCAGGUCCUUGAGGGAAGUAGAGACACGUGAGGAGAGCAAUCACCACACGACACAGGAGAUCACUCAGACUCAUCACCACUCUACGAGUCACCACUCCUCCGUACAUCACCAUGGGGGAGAGAAACAGCCUCUGACCAUCAGUCACUCCACCACCUCCAGCAGCUCUGCUAGUGUACAGCACAAGAUCAACUCUACCAAGAGAGGCACCAGCCCAGCCGCCACACAGUCGAGCUGUCACCUGUCGGCCACUCUUUCGCAGACGACGUCCUCCUCCUUGUCUACCAACCACCAACACUCACAUCACCAUCAGAGUGUGACAGGAGAGCGACUCAGUCCAGGGAUGGGCUCUUCUCCUCUCCAGCUAGGGUCCAGACCCGUGGCCGGAGGUGUCGGCUCCAAGCCUCACCCCCACAUGAUGGUACACCCUCAUCACCCUAUGUUGGCCCCCACCAGCUCACUGGAGGCUCUGCGAGCCCACGCUCAGGCUGCCGCUCAUGCUUCACAUCCAGGUGGAGGUAUGCUGGGACAUCCUGCGUUCCUGUCACCAGAAGGUGCUCGAGGUCCGGAGCCGGAGGUGAAGCCGGAGCCACUGACAGUGUCUGGUGAUGAGGGGGGAGGUGUGGAGGAGGAGGAGGCUCCUUCCCCCACUCAGCAGCCGCGAGGACCUUCGCCUGAACCUAAGAUUGAGGACUCUGAGUGCCACCGGAGCCAGUCUGCUAUAUUCUUAAGACACUGGAACAGAGGAGAUUACAACUCGUGUUGCCGCACUGACCUGACCUUUAAACCUGUGCCCGACACGAAGCUGGCUCGCAAACGGGAGGAGAGGAUCAGGAAACAGGCGGAGAAGGAGCGAGAAGAGAGGGAGAAGGCUCAAGCGAGAAAGAUAGCAACACCAGAAAAGCCUGAGGCAUCCAAGCCACCCUCUCGAGGACCUAUAGAGUCUAUCAGCUCCCCGUAUGACAGAUUCCCUCGUGGCGGCUACCCAGACACACCUGCACUGCGGCAGCUCAGUGAGUACGCCAGACCACAUGGAGGGUUCUCUCCAGUCACACUACAAAGAUCCGCAGCUCUAGGUCUGCCACCUCAGUGUAUUGAUCCAAUGCUACACUACCAGCUGAACUCUAUAAACUCUAUGUACGGCCCGGCCGCCAGGGACAGGUAUCCUGGCCUGGGUCCCGGAGGUCUACACCAGUUCAGCUUGUAUCCUGGUCCUGGAGGCCCCAGUCAGGCUGCUGCUCUGUCUCAACUGGAGAGGGAAAGGAUGGAGAGAUUAGAAAGAGAACACCAGAAACACCAAGUGUACAACCCUUACACAUACGCAGGUAUCCCAGCGCCAGGGCCGAGUGGCAAUGCACCUCCCCCCGGCGGACCUCCUCAGCAGCAGCAGCAGCAACCCUCCUCGGCUCUAGACGCUGAGAGGCUCACACUCACCACCGACCCCAUGGUCAGGCUGCAGAUGGCUGGGAUAUCUCCGGAGUACCAUGCACACACCCAUGCGCACACACACGCUCACUCUCACACACACCUACACCUCCAUCCUGGACAACAGGCGGGGGGCAAUCCUUCAGCUCCGGCCCCGCCUGACCCCGGCACUGCCUUUCCUCUACCAGCGACGGGCAGUGGAGGUUAUCCGCGGCCCAGCCUCUUGCCACCCCGCGAGGCUGCCCUAGCCCUCCACCAUCCCUCUGAGCUACUGGCUCGCCCCUACGCAGACCAGCUUGCACAUCAGGCUGCGGCUCACGAGCACUUGCAGCGACAGAUGUUGUUGGAGAGAGAGAGGUUCCCGCAUCCGUCACUGGUCGCUCAUCAUGAGGAGUAUUUACGGUACAGUGUACACUAUUGGAAUACAAUACAACAAAGGGAGAGAGAGCUGAAGGUGAGAGCUUUAGAAGAGGCAGCCAGAGGCUCCAGACCCUAGACGUACGACACUGUCAUCCAGAUGAGGAUUGAUGUGAUGAGGUUAAGCUUCAAAGCACUGUGUGCCGAAGUUCUCCAGCAAAUUUCUGAUUUAAGUGGACGUUUUGACCAAUUAAAAUGCUUCUUACGUUUUGAUUAAGCAUAACUUUCAAACAAGUUUAUUUGAGCGCUUUGUGUAAUAAUGUUGUUCAUUUCUAUUGUGAUAUUAAAUUUUUGUGUUCCUGUUUCUUUUGGUUCAAGGAAAUACUUUAGUAGUUGUAACAAGAAACGUACAAACUGCCCUUAGGUGCUGUAGUGUUUCGUUGUACAUAUUGCAUGUAUAUACUGUUUUGUAAUAUUAUAAAUGAUAUAUUUAUAUACUUUUCAUAUGUCUAUAACGUUUAAAGAUUGUGAAUGGUUUUGGAUUCUAUAUUUUGUCUGAUGCUUGUUUAAACAGUUUAGAAUUGUCUUGUGGUUUUGAAAGUGAUUAUUGUUUUUAAAAUUUGUUGAAUCCUUAAAAUUCUUUUGUUAAUUAAUUGUUGUAAACAAUAAAUAAAUAAAUAUAAUUUCUGAUUGUUGAAAAACUAAACAUGUUUAUAUGAAGGAUGGGCAUUACAGUUAGACUAUUAUGAACUUAAAAACAUAAAAUGAAAAUGUUUAUUUAAUGUAAUAUAAUCGCUAGGUUUGCUUCUUAUUUACAUAUGAAUGUUAAAGGAAAUCAUGAGUAGACAAUUCAUUUUAUUUUCGGUCUAUUGUUAGUUAAGUCUUCAUUUAAUGAAUUUGAAAAUUUAAAAAAGCAAGAAAAGUAAAGCAAAGUGUAUUAAUUUUAAAGAUUCCUGAAGAUUUGCAACAACAAUAAAAAUAUUGAUAUUUCUCACUAUUGGUUACUUAUUUAUUUUUUACAAACAUUUACAUUCAAGGUAUUUUUGUUCAAUCCCUUAAAAAAAAGAUUAAAAAUCUAUAAAGUUCUUCUCAAUUAUCCUGUACAUAAAAAAAAUGUAUUAUAAAGUGUAUUUGUUCAAGUACUCAGUACUUUUUAAUUGUUGUACCUCUCAAAUGGUUUCUUGUUUUAUUUAUCAAUUUGUUUUUCAUUCUUUUUUAGUUUAAAUUGACAUGUAAUAUCCAAGAAUAUUAUCCAAAGAUGUAGUUAAUUCGCUCAGUACUUGUCAGGGUCUCCACUCAAACAUGAAAAUUGUAAAACCUUGAAUGAUCCAUGAGGUUUUUCGGCUGUAGCCUAAAACAAAACGGAAUAAGCCAAGAGUUUUGUGGUAGGGUAAACCUUAAAUUGAGGAUGGGGGAUCCUUGAUCAUCCAUAAUUUUUUACACCGACAGUAUCGUCUUUGUGACUUCAGAUUCACAGUGAAAUAAUUUAACUUGACCACCGUGACACGAUGUAAUUAAUGAUAACCUGGCCCCACAAUGGCGAUGGCAUCAGAAUUUUUUACUUACCUAAACUUAUGAUACAGCUUUUGCAAUCUCUCGAUUCCCGCCUCGAAAAAGCCAAAAUUAAUUAAAUCCCAUAAAAUGGGAUUGGAGAUUUCUUCUGUUGGAUAUUCAACAUCCUGACUUGCAAACUGAAAAAAAACCACUGCAAUUUUCAUUGGUGUUCUACUUGUUUUCUUUCAUAGCAGGCUUGAAUAUCUCAGUGCUUUGGAAUAAAAGAAGGAUGGAAAAAGUAGAGAAUAGAAUCCCUACUCCUAAAUAUUCAGUUUAAUUCUAAAUGUGUUGCAUUAUCAUUUGCAAAUAAAUAUUUCAUUUAACUUUUUAAAUUUCAGCAAAUUAUUAAUAAACUUUUUCUAGUUCAAGUUUGAGUGCAGACCCUGAUUGAAUUUAUUGUUAUUUUGUACAUGUAUAGUGGUUCUUCAAUGAAAAUAAAAAUGUAAAUAUUACUCUUAAAUCUUUUUAUUUCAAUAUUAGCUAAUUUUACUAUCUCGAGUAGUAAGUACAGUUAGUUAGGGACAAUUGAAGUCAGCAGAAAAUAAUGAAGAAUUAUAAACAGUUUUGAAUGAAUUGAGAUUACAACCUAGCUAAUGUAAUUAUUACCCUCUCAUUUGUAUACUUUUCAAGCUACCCUUCUGCAUUUCUAUAAAUAGCUUUAACUCACUUUCUGUACAUAAAUUAAACCUACUUAAUGUAAAAUAAAGAAGUGUGUGUUCUAACAAUAUAUAAAUUUAAACGGAUUAUAUUAUUUAUAGUAAGAUAUUCAGUAAAGGUAUUUGUUAAUAUUAAGUACGUAAUUUAUAGUAGGAGAAAUGUAUUAAAGUAACAGUUUUAUUAGUAAAUUGCUUUUGUAUAGAAUAUUUAUAUACCUAGUGUGCUUUUGUAGGUUACUUAUAGAAGAAUUUUUUCAUUAAAGAUCUUGUGAGAUAGUAAUUGUUGUUUCAGUGUCUCGUAAUAUAUUUUUUAUCAUUACAAGUUCUGGUUUCUG
Molecule: messenger RNA, 7599 nt
Organism: Macrosteles quadrilineatus (aster leafhopper)
Lineage: Eukaryota; Metazoa; Arthropoda; Insecta; Hemiptera; Cicadellidae
Product: arginine-glutamic acid dipeptide repeats protein-like
Exons: 23
Coding region: 274-5193 (1639 amino acids)
Cellular component (GO): nucleus
Molecular function (GO): transcription corepressor activity
Source: RefSeq, a predicted model, not a curated record